This is a messenger RNA of Lithohypha guttulata, 3474 nucleotides long. RefSeq names its product poly(A)-specific ribonuclease (gene PAN2). The transcript has 2 exons. Gene Ontology annotation, biological process: mRNA processing; nuclear-transcribed mRNA poly(A) tail shortening. Lineage: Eukaryota; Fungi; Ascomycota; Eurotiomycetes; Chaetothyriales; Trichomeriaceae. Gene Ontology annotation, cellular component: P-body; PAN complex. The coding region runs from base 1 to 3474 and encodes 1157 amino acids. Gene Ontology annotation, molecular function: protein binding; nucleic acid binding; poly(A)-specific ribonuclease activity. The record is from RefSeq and is a predicted model, not a curated record.
AUGGAGGCAGACUGGGACGAGAUUGUCCGCAUCGCGGCCCCUACUGCUGGACCUCUUGCCCUCCCCUCCCCUGCCUCUUCAAUAGCCUUUGACGACUCCCAAGAAUUACUAUGGAUUGGUACAGAUCAAGGUCGCAUCAUAUCUUAUCAUGGUCCACAGCUACAGAAGUACACUUCUAUCAGAGCCCACCUCCAAGAGGGGGCUGUCCGACAAUUGCUCGUAUGCGAAAAGGGCGUUCUAUCCAUCUCAAACCAGAGUGUUCACCUGAUCAACCGGCGAGCCCUAACACAAUGGCAUCUCUCCGAUCCUUCCAUGACCGAGUUGCGCUGCAUGGCCUUCACUGCCACUCCCAAUCUUCUCAUGGUCGCUGGUUGCCAACCCACUUUUUACCUGAUUGAUAUCGAGAAAGGGACCAUUGUUUCAAUUCAUCCUGCUCAAGCCAGGUACACGAUCCUCAAAAAAUGCCGCCAUAUUUGUGCUGCAACUGAUGAUGGUAUGAUCCACGUCUUGGAUGUUCACAACUACUCGCUACUUCAGACCUGGAAGGCACACUCGGGCGCAGUCAAUGAUAUGGAUGCCAGGCAUGAUUACCUCGUAACCUGUGGCUUGUCGUUUCGUCAAAUGGGUCCUCCAAUGGUAGACCCACUAGCAAACGUUUACGACCUCAAAUCCUUGAAACCCUUGCCUCCAAUCCCUUUCCACGCAGGAGCAGCCUACGUUCGUUUGCAUCCAAAGCUUUCUACAACAAGCUUUGUCGCAUCAAACACUGGACAGAUGCAAGUUGUCGACCUCAUGAACCCUGUCAAUGUCAUGCUGCGACAAGCAAACGUCCAAUUUAUGCUGGGUAUGGAAAUCGCUUCUUCUGGAGAUGCUCUCGUCGUCAAUGAUCUGAGUGGCUGGUUGUACCUUUGGGGUUCACCUGCUAAGGCCAGGUUCAACAACGUAAGCAAAGAGACUGAAUUUGGCCAGCCACCACCACGAAAUCUUCCUUCGAUAGACUGGCAAGACCAGCCACUGAACACUAUCGGUAUGCCAUACUAUCCGGACCGUUUAUUGUCUGCCUGGCCCAGCCAUAUGACUUUCGACGUGGGUGCAUCGCCAACAUGCCUCGAUCCUGCUGCCACAGCUUACAUGCAACCAGCUGAGCUCGGUCACUAUGGUCCUUGGCAAAAUCCUUCAAAGCUGCGCAGAUACCAAGUACAGAGUACCAGGUCUGAUCAUGGUCCAACUACUAUUGCAGCGCCAAAGUUUCUCAGCGAGAAAGCACGAGAGUUUCCUGAGGCCGAUCCACUAGCCCAAGCCGAUGGAGCUAUUGCUGCCAUGGCUGGCCUACUUCUCAAUGGUCGAGCCCAAACAGAAAAAGAGCGUAUGCUCAAAUAUAGCAAUGUCGAGAUCAAAUACAGCAGAUUUGGUGUCGAUGACUUCGACUUCCAGUUCUAUAACAAAACAGAUUAUUCCGGUCUGGAGACUCACAUCAAGAAUUCCUACCUCAACGCUUUGCUCCAAUUAUACAAGUUCGUGCCACUGAUACGUAAUGUUGCCAUCCAACACGCUGCUACCGCAUGCGUGAAACCAAACUGUAUGCUAUGUGAAUUUGGCUUUCUGUUCGACAUGCUAGAGAAAGCUGGAGGCCAGAAUUGUCAAGCUACGAAUCUGCUACACGCUUUCGGCUCUCUGAGCGAAGCACGAAGCCUAAACCUACUGGAGAAUGCGGCACUUGCCAACCACGUUACCCUUUCCAACACGAUACAGUCAGUCAAUAGGUUCCUCCUUAAACAAAUUUCGCACGACUAUGCUUCUAUGGCAGGUUCCUCGGAUGGCAUUGACGAAGUUCUGUCUACCGGAGCUUUAGAGGCUAUCCGAUGCCUGCACUGUGGUAACGUCACUACCAAACAUGGAAGCCUCUACGUACAUGACAUGCUCUACCCCAAUAUAGACCCCAAGCACAAUCCGCGCAGCCACAUGUUCAAGUUCAGCAGUAUCCUCAAAGCGACAAUGGAAAGAGAAGUCAAGCAUCGUGGUUUCUGCAACAAAUGUCGAAGAUAUCAGCAACUUGCCACCAGAAAGUCUAUCCAACAUCUUCCAUUUGUGCUCAUGCUCAACACUGCCCUGACCAAUCCUGCUAUGCAUACGCUCUGGGAGAACCCUGGCUGGUUGCCCACGGAAGUCGGCGUUAUGAUGCAAAAUCGAGGUAUAUAUGUGUUUGAGGGCACUGAACUGCAGACACAACUCCGGAACAAGGCGUCAAGUAUCAUUGUGUACGAACUGGUUGGCUUUGUAGCAGACAUUGACACGACUGAACGCCAACAGCCGCAUCUGGUCAGUCUCGUCAACGUGGACGUCUCCUCGAGGAAGGACAGCCCAACGAAUAAAUGGAGCACUGAUUGGCACUUGUUCAACGACUUCCUGGUCUCCCCUGUCGAGAGUCGCGAGGCUGUCAGUUUUGAUCGAGCAUGGAAAAUGCCUAGCAUUCUUGCAUAUCAAGUCAAGUCCGCACAUGGCAAAGUUGAUGAGCGUUGGAAGGAGAACAUGGACAUCAGUCUUCUAUAUUCACCAUACACCAUCAAUGGUGUUGCGGGAACGCCAGAAUGUGAGCUUCUCGAGGAUAAUGAGAGGCCGGCGCCUGGUAUGCCGAUCGCGUUGGAUACUGAAUUUGUAGAACUUGAACGAGCAGAGAUUGACGUGAAGGCGGACGGUACACAAGAAACUAUUCGACCAGCAAAAAACGGAUUGGCACGAGUCAGCGUCCUUCGUGGUAACGGAAUGCAAGAAGGCAAACCUUUCGUCGAUGACUACAUUACCAUUUUCGACACGAUCGUCGAUUACAAGACACAAUAUUCGGGAAUCAAGCCUGGUGAUCUUGACGUACGCAUGUCUAGGCACAAUCUUGUUCCACUUAAAGUCGCCUAUAAAAAGCUAUGGCUGCUUUUGAAUCUCGGAUGUAUUUUUGUGGGACAUGGCCUGGCAUCAGACUUCCGCAAAGCCAACAUUCACGUACCGAAAUUACAGACGGUCGAUACACAAAAUUUGUACUUACUGCCGGGCAAGAACCGGCGGUUUUCUCUGAAAUACCUAGCCUGGGCAGUAUUCAAGGAGUACAUCCAAGAGGACCCCGAGGACAUGUCCCAGAUCGACGGCCACGACAGUAUCGAAGAUGCACGAAUGGCUUUACGGCUCUGGCGUAAAUUUCAAGAGUUUGAAGAUGCAGGAAUUGUGGAGCAGAUGGUUGAGGACAUCUAUCGCAAAGGCAGCCGAUUUGGGUGGAAACCACCAAACAAGAGUGCCGUGAUGAGCAUUGAGGGCGGGGCAUUGACGAACAGUGCAGUACCAAGCGGAAGAAACACGCCAGAUAUGAGCUUGCACGGAGGCAUUCCAGCGACACCUGCUAGAAGCAUAAUAGGAAGUCCCAACUACAAGAGCAAUGGCAUGCUCACGCCUGGCAGUGCGCUAAUUAAGGAGAGCCCUCUGCGGUAG